ACGUGCAGCAGACACGCGCAGUAGCCGGAAGCGUCGACGGGAGGAAAAUAAAAUCGGUUGAAGCUUCAGAAUUCUGCGUUUAAAUCAUAAAUGUGCAGAUUUAUACCAAAAUAAACACGCGUUACUCAACACUUCACAUUUACACAGAGACGAGCAUCGCGGGACCGGGCAGACAGCAGCUCUUUUUGCUCCCGUUUCCCCGAGAGUGAAGCUGACGUGUGGGCAACUUCACCUCCGAACAAACGUAAACAACAGCUGUGUCCAAACGAACCGAGCUGAACCGAGCCAGGACAACGAGCACCGGCCCCCGGGCCCAACAAGCCCGGAGAAGCGCCUCACACACGGGGAGAGAGCAGAGGAGCAGCCGCUGCGCUAGCCCCGAGUCCAGAGUCUUGCGCUGCCCCGUGUCCGAGCUCCGAGCACCGAGGCCCGGCCAACAUGAGCCGCUGACCCGCCUCUGAGCCCUGGGACGGACGAGCGCACACACACGGAGGUGAUUGAGAGGAGCAUCAUGGCACAGCAGGUGACCCCGAGCUCACAGAAGGCUCUGAUGGUGGAGCUAAAGUCUCUCCAGGAGCAGCCGGUGGAAGGCUUCAGGAUCACACUGGUGGAGGAGUCGGACCUCUACAACUGGGAGGUGGCCAUCUUUGGACCUCCCAACACCCUGUAUGAAGGCGGUUACUUCAAGGCUCAUAUAAAGUUCCCUGUGGAUUACCCUUACUCUCCUCCCACGUUCAGGUUCCUCACCAAGAUGUGGCACCCCAACAUCUAUGAGAAUGGAGAUGUGUGUAUCUCCAUCCUUCACCCUCCUGUAGACGACCCUCAGAGCGGAGAGCUACCAUCAGAGCGUUGGAACCCCACACAGAAUGUCAGAACCAUCCUGCUCAGUGUGAUCUCUCUCCUGAAUGAACCCAACACUUUCUCUCCUGCCAACGUCGAUGCCUCAGUGAUGUUCAGGAAGUGGAGAGACAGUAAAGGCAAGGAGAAGGAGUACGCAGAAAUUAUUAGGAAGCAGGUCCUGUCCACAGCCGCAGACGCAGACCGCGACGGGGUCAAGGUGCCCCGGACUCUGGCAGAGUACUGUAUCCAAACCCGGAUGCCCUCCCAGGACUCCAGCUCAGACCUGCUCUACGACGACCUGUAUGACGAUAUGGAGGAGAGCGAGGAAGAGGAGAGUGAAGGAGAAAGUGUGGGAGGAGCACAGGGAGGAGGAAGAGUCUACGAGGACCAGGACGACUCUGGGAACGAGGACUCAUGAUAGAGAGCAGGGAGGAGAGCGCUGGUGUGGGGGGUAUCGCUCUCCUCCUUUGAUGAGGAGGAGAGCGAUACAAGGAGUCAAGACAGGGUGAAAUGGGUGAGGGGGGGGUUAGAGGGAGAAAAGAAGAGGGGAAAGCAUGGGACUAUUCUGGUUAUUUAGUGAGAGGGGUCUGUUACUGAGAGGAAAGAGGAAAGAAAGAUGAGGGGAGAGAGAAAAGGACAGGGGAGUAGACGAGAGAGGGAGGAGAGACGGAUUUCUUCAACGUCAGCGCGCUUUUCAUUUUUUCUUUUCGUUUCCAUGGAAUUUUCACCAUUUGCCUUAAACUGCAGAGUGCCCUGCUGUGUCAUCCUCUAUCACUACACCUUCAUAUUUGUGGAUAUAAUUUUAAGUUCUUAUUUUUAUUUUUCCUUAUAUUUGACGCUGUUGUAACACAGGACCCAAAAUCCAAGCUCAAAAUGAGAUUACAUUUCACAGUGAGGGAUAUUUGACCUUUACAGAAAUGAGAAGAAUUUUGUUUUUAAUUAAAAUGCACAAAAACAUGUAUUGUUGUUAAAAUAUUCAUUGCAAUGCAUUUAAAUGAAAUUCUUAACUGUCCAGUGUUGAUAAUCAGGUUUAUUCUACCGUGAAGGCUCCUCCCUCCUCUCUCUCUCAUGCUUUAAUUGGUGGGUCAAAUGUACUUUCUGUUGUUUUACUUUGGCGAGGCUUUGAGGCAGUUUAAACCGUGGACAACUUUAUGGUUUUAUUUUGUUGUGUCGCUGCUUUACAACUGGUGGGUUAUGACACAAAGCAUUGUUUAAAGAAUUUUAUUUUUUUUCAAGCUUUCUACCAUGUUAUAAUGUUGUUCCCUCAUCAAAAACAUGCCUGAAGAGGUUUUUCAAUGUCACCCAUGCAUGUUUGCGUAAUCUAGCAAUCUCUCUCGGGCUUGUUUUGAACCCUCCUUACAGUUGGCAGUACAAGUCUGUACAAGGCUCCGCCCACAGGCCUACGUCACCCAUGCCUCCACACGACAAUUCUCCAUAAAUACAAAUAACAUGAUGCAAAAUUGUACACAGCAUCUUGACAAACCUGAUGGGGUGCAGUAGAUGUAUUAGCGGGAUGCACGCCGAUUGUUGUGAUAGCACUCUGAAGGGGGAGUCACGGCAUGGAGAGCAAAGGGAGGGGAGAUUAAAAGGUAACAUGGAGAUCUACAUAUGUUAUGUGUUAGCAGUUAAUACCCCAUGGAAGUCAAAUACUUCCUCUUUAAAUGUUGUGAAAUCAUGGUAGGAUAAAUAUUUAAAAAAAUGUAUUCUUGCCAUUUUGCUUUAAAGCCCUAUAUUCUGCUAAAUCUCCCUGUUAUGUGAUGAAAUGUUCUUAUAUGAUGAAAUGUUCCGCAGUGUUCUAAUGUAUUGUUAUUAGAAGUACAUGUUCUUCAAAAUAUUGAUGUGAUAAAGAUAAUGAAGUAGUUUAUAAACUUCAACAUUUUGGAGAAAUUGACUGAAUCAAGCACAAGACCGGGGGCAAGACCGGGGGCAAGACCGGGGGCAAGACCGGGGGCAAGACCGGGGGCAAGACCGGGGGCAAGACCGGGGGCAAGACCGGGGGCAAGACCGGGGGCAAGACCAGGGCCUAGACCAGGGCCUGUAACUGCGGCCUAUGACCAGGACUGACACCGGGCUGAAAUGGGCACUAAACUAAGACUUAAAUCAGGGACUAUGACUGAAGCUGGUCUGAGCCGAGCAAAAUGGAAAGAAUUAAGUCAGGACUUACCAGGGCUAAACCAGGACUGAACCAGGUUUGAACCAGGUCUAUCGAUGGUUUAUUGAAUCUCCUGACCCACCAGUUGUGAAUGCAGUGACGUGAUGAGUGUUUCAGUAGAUUUUUGUCCUAUUUUGUUUCAUUUGGUUUGAUGCCGUUUGUCACCUGUUACUGCUUCUGUGUGACUCUGGUUUUAAACUGCACCAGGACUGAACGGUGCAAGUUUAACAACAACAACUUUGGAUCUUUUUGGACUCUUUUGGGAGACAGCAAAAUAUAAAAAUCCACGCCAAGAAUGACUUCACCAUCAGCUCCUAGACACUGAACGCUGCUGAUAUCAUCACGCGGUGUUUGGGGGAUUCUAUCUUCAGUUUUGGACGAUUUAAACGCCAAAAAAGACAUUUUGCAGGAAGAUUCAUAGGAGCAGAGAAUGCAUAAGAGAUUUUUGAAAAGCUGCAGAUUUGUGGAUGUACCCGCGUGUGUUUUUGCCUUUUGAGAGUUCAAAUUUUGUCUUUCUUUGUCAGUUUCGUUUUGGAUUUGUGGAUGUUCGUCACGAGUUGAACCUUCAUCUCCCAUUCUCUGCAGACAUUUCAGAAUAAAGGCCUCACGGAUGUAGCCAUUGUCACAAAGAUUUAACAUUUAUAUAUUUUGUUCAUUUUUCUUUCAUCUCUGUCACUUAGAAAGGAGUAUUUCAAAAUAAAUGACUACAAAAAUCUC
Messenger RNA from Periophthalmus magnuspinnatus, 3709 nucleotides. It is a transcript of the gene ube2r2, whose product is annotated as ubiquitin-conjugating enzyme E2R 2. The transcript is spliced from 6 exons. Gene Ontology annotation, biological process: protein polyubiquitination; ubiquitin-dependent protein catabolic process. The record is from RefSeq and is a predicted model, not a curated record. Bases 512 to 1258 code for a protein of 248 amino acids. Lineage: Eukaryota; Metazoa; Chordata; Actinopteri; Gobiiformes; Gobiidae. Gene Ontology annotation, molecular function: ubiquitin conjugating enzyme activity.